Salmo salar (Atlantic salmon) is the source of this 2772-nucleotide messenger RNA. The record is from RefSeq and is a predicted model, not a curated record. Lineage: Eukaryota; Metazoa; Chordata; Actinopteri; Salmoniformes; Salmonidae.
AAAACUCAAGUGAGUGGGAACACUGUGGUUUUUCCAAUGUUAUGUGGUGUUGUAGCUAAAUGUACAGUGCCGUUCGUUAGCUAGCUUUUAUCCAUAAUGUUUUCAACACGUUGAAAUAAUUACAUUGUACUUACUCUUUGCACCAAGCUACUUAAAUUUACUGAAGUUGAACGUGCCAUUGCAAUCAUUUUGACAAAACACUCCUGCCAAAGUUGACUCUUCUCUGACCAGUGGAGAUGGCAGAGGUUGAUCAGGCUGUGGAUCUGUCCAAGACAGAGACAGGAGAGGGUGGGAAUGGGCAUCUGUCUUCCAGUGCAGACCGAAACAGUGGGUCCAGUACAGGACAGAAGUCUACCACCAAGAGGAAGCAUGAAUAUGAGGAAGAGGACGACAGCUCUCCAACUAAGAAACAGCAUGGUCAUGGAGAGAAGGUGGCGACUCACUACAACACUCUCCAGGAGACCGGCCUCGCUGCCAGGAGCCAGAGCAGAAUAUUCUACAUGAGGAACUUCAACAACUGGCUUAAAAGUGUUCUAAUUGGUGAGAUCCUGGACACUGUGCGUCAGAGCCACAGAGAGCUGUCUGUUCUGGACCUGGGCUGUGGGAAAGGUGGAGACCUGCUCAAGUGGAGGAAAGGACACAUUAGCCGGUUGGUCUGUGCAGACAUAGCAGCAGUGUCGGUGGAGCAGUGCCAGGUUCGUUAUGAGUGUAUGAGGAAGAGGGGGCAUCCUAACGAACGCAUCUUCUCUGCAGAGUUCAUCACAGCCGACUGUACCAAGGAGCUGCUGACAGACAAGCUGAAGGAUCCUAAGAUGGAGUUUGAUGUGACCAGCUGUCAGUUUGUGUACCACUACUCCUUCGAGACGCAGCAGCAGGCGGACCUGAUGUUGAAGAACGCCUGUGAGAGGCUGAGACCAGGAGGGUACUUCAUAGGCACCACACCAGAUGCAUAUGAACUGGUGAAGCGUGUGGAAACCUCAGACUCCAACUCGUUUGGUAACGAGGUGUUCAGCGUGACGUUUCAGAACAAGGGAGCCUACCCUCUGUUCGGUUGUCAGUAUGACUUUAAUCUGGAGGGGGUGGUCAAUGUCCCAGAGUUCCUGGUUUAUUUCCCUCUGUUUGAAGAGAUGGCCAAGAAGUACAACAUGCGUCUGGUGUUUAAGAAGACGUUCUCCCAGUUCUUUGAGGAGCACAUAAAGAACGACCAGCACAAGAUGUUGAUGCAGAGGAUGCAAGCGCUGGAGUCUUUCCCGACAGACAACAAGAACAAGUCAUCCUCAGACAACCUGGAUGAUUAUGGUCACGCCAAGGAGAAGGCUGACAGCCCCAAUGUCAAGCUGCCGCUGGGAACAUUGAGCAAGUCUGAGUGGGAGGCAACAAGCAUAUACCUGGUGUUUGCAUUUGAGAAAAUGUCCUGAAUGCCAGAGAAGAGAACCCCAGUUUGACAGGUCGACUCGUCAAUAUUACACUGUUUUUUUGUUUGGUGUGUUUGGGGGGGGGAGAUUUUUUUUUUUAAGAACUGACUUGCAGCCCACUCUGAGGUGCUUUGGGCAGAGCAUGGUAAAAAAAAAAUGUAGUUUUUAAUGUUUUCUUGUUGUGAAAUCUUAUUGGUUUGAGUAAGCUUGUGUUGGCCUAUCUAUCCAUCCAUCAAUCUAUCCUCUGGUUCUUAUUAUAUCAGCUACAGCCAGACUGUUAUCAUCUGUAGCUCAUAUCUGUCCAGUUUUUACUUCACCUUUCUCCUGGUCAUUUAACCUAGUGAUGUGCCUUCUCCUGGUCAUUUAACUGGAGUGAUGUGUAUUAUACAACGGGUGGGUCUAAUCCUAAAUGCUGAUUGGUUAAAAGCGCAUUCCAGCCGGUGUCUAUUCCACAAGUUACCACCGGCUAAAUCUAUGACGUUAAAAUGCCUAUUUACUCUGUUCCAUCUGACUGCGCAAUCCACUGUCUCAUCAGCCCAGCCAGGCAAUUUAUAAACUUGAUCUCCACUAUAAAAAGCAUCUAGACAUUAUCUCACAUUUCUUUUAGACUAACAUUUCGUUUUCAACGGUCCUUUAAGAGUUUCAGUAACAUGCUAUUUAUUAUUUAAGUGAUAAUGACCUCAAAGCCGGUGUUUUGAAGGUAUAUUGGCAUGGUUUGCUGGCCCGAGACAACACACCCGUGCCAAUAUGUCCUCCAAACACCGCCUUUGAGGGUAUUAUCACUUCAAUAAUAAAUAGGAUGUUAACUGAAACUUAAAUGACAUUUGAGGAUGCAUAGCACAGGCAUCAAAGUAGUCGUAUACAUUUUCACAUUUCAGAAUUGCAAAUGAUGGGCAGCUUUGGGUACUGGCUCCAACACAAAUUUCUACCAGAUUUUGACAAUUUCCAGGUAGAAGCCUAUUUCUCGGGCCCAUAACAUGCAAGUCUGUUACAACAGGAUGUUAUAUCAGUGGUACUCUGUCCUAUAAAGGUGUCUGCAGUCCAGUCUCACUGCUGAAUUGAUUCUUCAAGAGGAUUAGAUCAGUGGAUCGAUGCUGGUUCGAAGUAGGAAGACCUUCUAGAGGUAUUUUAAGGCUCAACUAUGAUUCAGGUAAUCAUCCUGAAGACCUAAUCAACACAUCAAACCUUUAUGUAACCCUAUGUUGAUUACCUGGUGUAUGUAUACCUUCUGUCUAUUCUCUAUCUAGUGCACUACUAUUGACCAGGGCCCAUUGGCCCCCCCAAGGAAUUUAGCUAAAAUGAGUUGAAUUGAGGAAACCUGUUCCAAAGUAUUCCCACAAAUAAAAAAUAAAAAGAA